AAAGCAGCAGAAAUCCUGUCCUGAGCAGAGCAUUCUAGCAGCUGACACGAUGAGGGGGGCACUGCUUGUGCUGGCAUUGCUGGUGAUCCAAGAGCUGGGCGUCAAGAUGGCGGAAACUUGCCCCAUUUUUUAUCACGUCUUUACUGCGGUGACCACUGGAAAUGAAUUAGUGUUGGACUUCUUACUCAUGGAAGUCAAUGCUACUGAACCAGAGAGAACAGCCAUGAAAAAAAUCCAGGAUUGCUACGUGGAGAACGGAUUCAUGUCCAAGGUCUUGGAUGGACUAGUCAUGGCAACCAUCAGCUCCAGCAAAGAUUGCAUGGGUGAAGCAACUCAGAACAUUGUAGAAGAUCUCAAGCUGAACACUUUGGGGAGAUGAAUCUUUGCCGCUGAUGCCCCUUCUGAGCCCCAUCCUCCUGCCCUGUUCUCCUUUACACCUAAAGCUGGAAUCCAGACACCUGUCCUCACCUAAUUCACUCAUAAUCAGGCAGACUAGAAUAAAAAAAACUGCAUCUUAGCACCCC
This is a messenger RNA of Neofelis nebulosa (Clouded leopard), 524 nucleotides long. RefSeq names its product major allergen I polypeptide chain 2-like. The record is from RefSeq and is a predicted model, not a curated record. The transcript is spliced from 3 exons. Bases 50 to 379 code for a protein of 109 amino acids. Lineage: Eukaryota; Metazoa; Chordata; Mammalia; Carnivora; Felidae.